UAUAUAUAUCAAAAUCUAAUCUAACCAUUAUUUUAUAUUCUAUAAAUUGUAAGGUUAGUAUGCUGGUUAUGUGAAAAAAAAAUUAUACAUAUUUCAAAUUAUGUAUACACUGUCUAUACAAAAAUGAAAUGCGUUGGAGUUAACAGACAAAAUAUAUUCACAAAAAAUAGGACAUAAACAAAAUUAACCUGAAUAAUAAAAUACAAUUUGAAAUUCCAAUUCUAAUUUGAAAAUUAUAAAAAAUCUAUUACAAUGCAUGGAAGAGUAAAAGUGCGAACAAGUGCAGAGCAAGAGGCAAUAAAAAAGAAGGAAAGAGCUGAAAAACUUGCACGCUAUAGAGCUGGCAUAAGUAUUGUAUUUGAAAAAAGAAAAAAUAAACUUUACGACAAUGAAUUAAUGAUGAUAACUGAACGUAUGCUACUACAGAAUCCUGAUAUUUAUACAUUAUGGAAUAUUCGUCGAGAAGUAUUUACAAAUAACAGUUGGAAUGAAAAAGACUUAAAAGACCAUUAUCAAAAUGAAUUAACACUUACGGAAAAUUGUUUGAAAGAAAAUCCUAAAUCAUACUAUGUAUGGUAUCAACGAAUAUGGAUUAUAAAUUAUUUUGGGGAUUGUGAUUGGAAGAAAGAAUUAAUGUUAUGUACUAAGUGUUUAAACUUAGAUGAAAGAAAUUUUCAUUGUUGGAAUUACAGAGAGUUUAUUGUACAGAAAGCAGGAAUCUCUCCUGAAGAAGAAUUUAAAUUUGCCACUACAAAGAUCCUGAAUAAUUUUUCUAACUAUUCUUCUUGGCAUUACAGAAGUCGACUCUUAUCAAAAAUAUUUUCUAGUUGUGAACAGAAACAGAUCAAUGAACAGAUUAAAGAUGAGUUGGAAUUGGUAAUGAAUGCCACAUUUACUGAUCCUAGCGAUUCUAGUGCAUGGUUCUACCAAAGAUGGUUACUGGAUACGCAUGAAUUUUCUCCUAUUCUUUCUCAAGCUUUAAUAAAAGAAAACAGUGUGACUCUUUUUAUCAGUCAAAAUGUAUCGAUAAAAUCAAUAGAUAUACAAAUAAAUGAUGAAUAUGAAAGUGUUCAAUGGAAGUCUUGGUCAAAAGCAAAGUUUUCAAAACUGUGGUUUGGAAAAUUUCAAAAGCAGUUAAGCGAGAUAAAGAAUAUUGAAAUAAAAAUUGAAGAAAACUUUUAUCCUUUGCAUUGUUCUAAUCAGACAUGGAUAUAUAAAAAAAGAAAAUAUAAACCAUGCUGUAACAAAGACCAAUUAUUGGAACAAUUAUCAAGUUAUAAACAACUUUCAAGCAUGGAACCUAAUAAUAAAUGGGCUCAUUUGACAGCUAUUCUUUUAAUGAGAAAAAUCGAUUUUGUACAAUUUUAUGAAGAUAUUUUAACAAAUUUGAAUAUUCUUGUUAACAUCGAUCAUCUCCGAUCUAAUUAUUAUAAAGAUUUACGAAACAAAUAUAUAAUAGAUUACAAAUUAUGUAAAAUCUGGGACAUAGAAGAAGAUCACGAAAUAAAAUUAGAAAUUGAUCUUUCAGGAUUAAAUUUAACAACACUUAGUAACAGUGAACAUCUUGGGUUUUUUGAAGAAGUAAAUCUUGGUGCAAAUUCUCUAUCAGAUUCUUUGUAUCAGUUAGCUGUUUUGCAAAAUUGUAAAAAAUUAUCACUUUCAAGUAAUCAAUUGGAAAGUUUGAAAAAAUUUCCAGUACUAGAAAGUCUUGAAGUUUUAUCAUUGAGAAAUAAUGAACUAAAGGAUUGCAAUGAAAUAUUACAAUUGCUGAUGAAACAUAAAUUAAAAUCGCUUGAUUUGAGAGAAAAUCCUGUUUGUAAUUUGAAAGAUUUGCAAACUAAUAUAACCCAAAUUAAUUCAAGUUUGCAAUUAUAUAUAAAUUAAUCUUCACAAUGUAUACAUUUAGGUAUAAUAUAAUCUAAACAUAUUUAUAUCACCUAUUAUUUAUUUUGUAUUAUAAAAUAGUUUAAUUUACUCAAGUAACCAACUUUUUAAUACGAUUGAAGGAAUAAAUCGUCGUACAAAAUACAUUUAUAUAUAAAUACGAAAUGUAGAAUUAGAUUUCAGUGUUCACGGUGCUAACAAAAUAAUUUUCAAGACUUAUAGGAACGACUUUUCCCCUCAAGUCAAAAAUAUGUAAAUUAUUUUCUCAGAAUGAACUGUUGAAAUUUUUUAGAAUUUUACUUCCUUUUUAUACACUAAUUCUUGAUAAAUGGAAUAAUUCUGAUUAAAAGUA
Osmia lignaria (orchard mason bee) is the source of this 2236-nucleotide messenger RNA. RefSeq names its product Rab geranylgeranyltransferase subunit alpha (gene RabGGTa). The record is from RefSeq and is a predicted model, not a curated record. Gene Ontology annotation, molecular function: Rab geranylgeranyltransferase activity; protein binding. Gene Ontology annotation, cellular component: cytoplasm; Rab-protein geranylgeranyltransferase complex. Gene Ontology annotation, biological process: protein geranylgeranylation. NCBI's taxonomy places the organism in Eukaryota, Metazoa, Arthropoda, Insecta, Hymenoptera, Megachilidae.